UGCUUGAGGCGGAACGAGUCUUGCAUGUGGCUCAGUGUGUCAAUCCAAGCAGGGAGUGUGGUCUGUUAAUGGCUUAAGCUUCGUAGAGAUCUGAAAAGACCGAAGCUUUCACAAGGAAAAAGCUGAGUGAGUGUGAAAAAUGGAGUACAGGAAGCUCAAAGAUCAGGAUGAAGAUGGGAAUUCAGCUGCCGACGACCUCGAAAGUUUACGGGGAAAGCCGCUUUCUGUUGCGGCCAGUUUGGGAGGGGGACCAGUAGACCGAAAAUGGAAGCGAAAGUCAAUGGUUACUCUGGCUUUGACUGUUCUUACGAGUUCACAAGCAAUAUUGAUUGUGUGGUCGAAGCGAGCUGGCAAGUAUGAGUAUAGUGUUACCACUGCUAAUUUUUCGGUGGAGGCUUUGAAGUGUGCAUUGUCGCUUGCUGCUUUGGCACGAAUCUGGAAUAAUGAAGGUGUUACUGACGAUAACAGGUUGAGUACAACAUUGGAUGAAGUUAUUGUAUACCCGAUUCCUGCAGCACUUUACCUAGUCAAAAAUUUGCUUCAGUACUAUAUAUUUGCAUAUGUGGAUGCCCCGGGUUAUCAAAUACUGAAGAACCUGAAUAUUAUCAGCACUGGGGUCUUAUACAGAAUCAUACUCAAGAGGAAGUUAAGUGAGAUUCAAUGGGCUGCUUUCAUAAUACUAUGUGCAGGGUGCACUACGGCGCAGCUGAACCCAAGUUCUGACCAUGUUCUUCAAACUCCAUUGCAAGGUUGGGUGAUGGCCAUUGUCAUGGCACUUCUAAGUGGUUUUGCGGGAGUAUACACCGAGGCGAUAAUUAAAAAGCGGCCUUCAAGAAAUAUAAAUGUGCAGAACUUCUGGUUGUACGUCUUUGGAAUGGUCUUCAAUGCUGCUGCUAUAGUGAUUCAAGAUUUUGAUGCAGUGGUGAACAAGGGCUUCUUCCAUGGAUACUCAUUUAUAACAGUUCUCAUGAUUCUCAACCAUGCACUCAGUGGCAUUGCUGUGUCUAUGGUAAUGAAGUAUGCUGACAAUAUUGUGAAGGUGUAUUCUACUUCGGUAGCAAUGCUGCUUACAGCUGUUGUUUCUGUAUUCCUAUUUGGCUUUCAUCUGUCCCUUGCCUUUUUCCUUGGCUCAAUUGUUGUCUCGGUGUCGGUGUAUCUGCACUCAAUCGGGAAGGUGCGAUAGUGAUGGCAUCGUACCAUCUCUAGCCAUUCUGAUGUCCGUGUAAAGGCUUAUGUUACCGAGAUUUUUGUCGCAUUAAAAUUUUCAAUAGAUAUAUCUUACGCUGGUUAGGUGACAAGAGACAAACCCUUCUGUAAUUUGUGUUGCAAAUCCAUCAAUAUAAAUGAGUUUAAGGUUCUAGUUUCUGGUAA
Rosa rugosa (rugosa rose) is the source of this 1371-nucleotide messenger RNA. RefSeq names its product CMP-sialic acid transporter 4-like. The transcript is spliced from 15 exons. The coding region runs from base 140 to 1183 and encodes 347 amino acids. NCBI's taxonomy places the organism in Eukaryota, Viridiplantae, Streptophyta, Magnoliopsida, Rosales, Rosaceae. Gene Ontology annotation, biological process: pyrimidine nucleotide-sugar transmembrane transport. Gene Ontology annotation, cellular component: Golgi membrane. Gene Ontology annotation, molecular function: pyrimidine nucleotide-sugar transmembrane transporter activity. The record is from RefSeq and is a predicted model, not a curated record.